GCCGAUGUUUCCCGAAGGCAGAGUCGCCCGAGAGCAAAGGGGACAGAGGGGACGGAGCGCGUCGGAAAGAGCCGAAAAGAGCCGACGUUACCCGAGCGCGGCGUCGCCCGAGUUUCCCGGAUGUAGUUGGAGGAGCGGCGGCGGCGGCGGCGGCGGGCGCAGCGGGGGGAGGAGGCGGCCGCGGCGGCACCCACAGCGGCGGCCUCCGUGCUCCGGGGGCGUCUCAGCGGGCACGGGGCCGAGCUGCCGGCGUCUCCCCCUCCGGCCGCGAGCGGAGGAGAUGGGCCCGUGAGCGCUGCUCGCAGCCGAGCCGCCCCGAGCCGCCCCCCCCGCCUGCCUGCCUGCCUGUCCCCGGUCGGCGGCGAGGCGGAGCGCUGCCUCCCCCUCCUCCUCCUCCCCCCUCGGCGCCCGUGGCCCGGCCGCGGCCGUCGCCUCCUGGUGCCCUCACACUCACGCACACAGGCCGGGCAUUGAUGGUAAUGUAUGCGAGGAAACAGCAGAGACUCAGUGAUGGCUGUCACGACCGCAGGGGGGACUCGCAGCCCUACCAGGCUCUUAAGUACUCAUCCAAGAGUCACCCCAGUGGUGGUGAUCACCGUCAUGACAAGAUGCGAGACACCACAGAUCCUUCACCACCAAAUAAAAUGUUGCGGCGCUCUGAUAGCCCUGAAAACAAAUACGGUGACAACACAGGGCACAGUAAAGCAAAAAGUGUGCAUACUCACAGAGUUAGAGAGAGGGAUGGUGGGACCAGUUACUCUCCACAAGAAAAUUCACAUAACCACAGUGCUCUUCAUAGUUCAAAUUCACAUUCUUCUAAUCCCAGCAAUAAUCCAAGCAAAACUUCUGAUGCAGCUUACGAUUCUGCGGAUGAUUGGUCUGAACACAUCAGCUCUUCAGGCAAAAAGUACUAUUACAACUGCCGAACAGAAGUUUCACAGUGGGAAAAACCAAAAGAAUGGCUGGAAAGAGAGCAGAGGCAAAAAGAAGCAAGCAAAAUGUCAGUUAACAGUUUUCCAAAAGAUAGGGAUUACAGAAGAGAGGUGAUGCAGGCGACAGCUGCCAGUGGGUUUGCCAGUGGAAUGGAAGACAAGCAUUCCAGUGACGCCAGUAGUAUGCUCCCACAGAAUAUUUUAUCUCAAACAAGCAGGCACAAUGACAGAGACUACAGACUGCCAAGAGCAGAGACUCACAGUAGUUCUACUCCAGUACAGCAUCCCAUCAAACCAGUGGUUCAUCCAACUGCUACCCCAAGCACUGUUCCUCCUAGUCCAUUUUCUCUACAAUCUGAUCACCAGCCAAAGAAAUCCUUUGAUGCUAAUGGAGCAUCUACUUUAUCAAAACUGCCUACAUCCACAUCUUCCAUCCCUUCACAGAAAACAGAGAGAAAAGAGUCUACAUCCGUGGACAAGUCUGUAUCCCAUUCUUGCACAACUCCUUCUACAUCUUCUGCUUCUGGACUGAAUCCAGCUUCUGCACCUGCUUCAUCUGCUCCUACAGUUCCUGUCUCACCUGUCCCACAAUCACCAAUUCCUCCAUUACUUCAGGACCCAAAUCUCCUUCGACAGUUGCUGCCUGCUCUGCAAGCCACAUUGCAGCUUAAUAAUUCUAGCGUAGAUAUAUCCAAAAUCAAUGAAGUUCUAACAGCAGCUGUGACACAAGCCUCUCUGCAGUCUAUACUCCAUAAAAUUCUUACGGCUGGACCAUCUGCUUUCAAUAUCACUUCCCUUAUUUCUCAAGCCGCACAACUGUCUACGCAAGCUCAGCCAUCUAAUCAGUCUCCAAUGUCUUUAACAUCUGAUGCCUCAUCACCAAGAUCAUAUGUAUCUCCAAGAAUAAGCACGCCUCAGACUAACACCGUUCCACUUAAACCUUUGAUGACUACACCACCAGUAUCAUCGCAGCAGAAGGUGGUGGCUACUCCAGGAGUUAAACAAGGACCAGCUUCACAGUCAGCACCACAGCAGCCGGUGAUAGCUGACAAGCAAGCAGGCCAUGAACCUGCCUCUCCUCGAAGUCUUCAGCGCUCAAGUAGUCAAAGAAGCCCAUCACCAGGUCCAAAUCAUACCUCUAGCACUAGUGCAUCAAAUUCAACAUCUGCACCACAGAAUCCAUCUGUACGACCCACUUGUUCAUUAACACCUACGCUAGCAGCACACUUCAAUGAAAACCUUAUAAAGCAUGUUCAAGGCUGGCCUGCAGACCAUGCGGAAAAGCAGGCAUCAAGAUUACGGGAGGAAGCCCACAACAUGGGAAGUGUUCAUAUGUCAGAAAUUUGUACUGAAUUAAAGAAUUUAAGAUCUUUAGUUCGAGUAUGUGAAAUUCAAGCAACUUUGCGUGAGCAAAGGAUACUAUUUUUGAGACAACAAAUAAAAGAACUUGAAAAGCUAAAGAAUCAGAAUUCCUUCAUGGUGUGAAAAGUUGUAAACAAUUGCACAUGGUUUUGAGUACAGGAACUAUUAAACUGAUGCCCAGUCUUAACACUUUUGAGCUGCAUUUGAGUAGACUUUGGACCGUUGAGCUGGGCAGAAAAAAAGAUGACAUGGGGAAGGGGACAGGAGG
Oxyura jamaicensis (ruddy duck) is the source of this 2562-nucleotide messenger RNA. RefSeq names its product WW domain containing adaptor with coiled-coil (gene WAC). The record is from RefSeq and is a predicted model, not a curated record. Gene Ontology annotation, cellular component: nucleus. Gene Ontology annotation, molecular function: RNA polymerase II complex binding; chromatin binding. Bases 474 to 2417 code for a protein of 647 amino acids. The transcript has 14 exons. NCBI's taxonomy places the organism in Eukaryota, Metazoa, Chordata, Aves, Anseriformes, Anatidae. Gene Ontology annotation, biological process: positive regulation of TORC1 signaling; regulation of autophagy.